CCCCAUGACUGAACAGUGAAUCUGAAAGUAAACUGGUGUUUGCAGUGUGCUGCUUUAUGUGUCUGCAGUCUGACUGAGGAUCAGAUCUAACCGGAUUUUGCAGGAUGAAGAUUCUGCUGCUCCUCUUACUCAUUUCCCAGCAUGCCACAGCAGUGGAGGUGUAUGAGGGGGCUGAGUCUGCGCUGCUGCCCUGUCAGCUACUAGCUGCUCCCAGUGAGUUCACAGCAGCAGUGUGGGAUCGCAGCGACCUCAACAUCCCAACAUUCCAUUUUCGUGUGAAGAGUGGUGAUGAUUUGGAUGACCAAAACCAGCGUUACACCAACCGAACAUCAAUGAGUGCUGAUGCUCUGCAAACUGGAAACCUCAGCCUCACUCUGAGAAACCCGACAGUCUCUGACAGUGGAACCUACACCUGCAUCCUCCGCAUCACUGGACGAGAUGUGAGCUGGACUUACUUACAACUGAAGGUCACAGAACCUCCUCCUCCACCUCCUCCAGUCUGGCCCAAAGUUCUCUCAGCUGUCUUGGUUCCUGUGGUUGUCCUGGCUAUUUGCUGUGGUAUCGGCAUGUUUUGUGGAUAUAAAAGGCUGAAAAAUAAAGAAGUUCAAGAGGUGGAGGUGGACACAGGCGUGACGUCUGCCAAGCUGCCCUGCAAAGCCACAGUUCAGCUGUCUCAAAUAAAUAAGGUUGUGUGGAAGAACAGAAAUAACAGGAACGUCCAUGUGUAUGAGAACGGCUCUGACCAUCCAGAAAAACAGGAUCGACAUUACAGACACCGAACAGAAAUGAAUGAAGACCCGCUGAAGACUGGAGACCUCAGUCUGACACUGAAAUACCCCACACACACAGCCAGAGACACCUACACCUGCACCGUCUACAGCAGCGAGGGAGAAGUCCUGAUGGAGAAAAAAGUGGAGCUGAAAGUCAAAGAAUGUAAGCUGGAGGUGGUGGAGGGGGCUGAGUCUGUUUGUCUGCCCUUUCAAACCACAGAAAACUUGCCUGGAGACACUGAAGUGUUGUGGAAACGCCAUGAACCCGAAUACAUGAAGGUCCACGUGUAUGAGAACGGCUCUGACCAGCCUGACAAACAGGACGACCAUUACAAAGGUCGCACUAAGAUGAAUGAUGACCCACUGACAUCUGGAAACCUCAGUCUGACCCUGAAAGACCCCAAAGUGGGAGACAGUGGGAAAUACGGCUGUCAGGUCAACAGCAAGGAGGCCUGGAGAUAUAAGAGGUUGUGGCUCACAGUCACAGAGAAUAAUCAGGCCAAGACACACACAGAAGACACCAGGAUCAGCCCCACUGAUCAUUUAGUUUGAUAUGUUUGUUUGAUUAUUGAUCUGAUCUGUACGAUUUAUACAUUAGUCUAUAUAAAAUAUUCAUUGAACUAAUAUACCCAAGAAUUCAUGUAAUAAACUGCAUUUAUAGAUCCAUUUUCCUCUUCUUACCCAAUUCAGAUUCAGGAGGGUGUCGUGGCAGAUUUCUUUUCUUAUGUAUUGAUCACUUUAGUAAUUGCAAUAUCACUUUCACACUUAGUUAUAUGCAAUUAGAGUAACACCUCAAAUGGGCCUUAUGGUAUAUCAUACACAUACACACAGUGGGGCCAUUGUAAGUUGAUGGCAGACAAGGUCAUAAGGAAAGAAAACAAGAUGAUCAUUCUCUCUGUGAGGAGGAAAGUUUUAAGGAUGGGGCUGAAGGUAUAGGAAAGUAUCUCUCUCCUUUUAGGGAAUCUUGUUGCAGAGGUCAUCUUAUGAUAUGAUGCCAUAAAUCAAAUUUCAAAAAAGUUGGGAUGCUGGAUUAAAACAACAAUUAAUGCAAUGAUUUGAAAUUUUGCCAUGAUUCAGCAAGGUUAAACAUUGUUUUCCACAACUGAAAUAACUCAAACUCUACUAAAUUAACUGUAAACUUUGAGUUAUUAUUCCGAUUCUCCAUUUGAAGCUCAGCAGGCUGUCAACCUACAUAAACUGAGUUGUUAAAAUGUGAUAGGCUCUCUAAAUAUUUGCGUUACCAAGAAAAUUGCCUGAUCUAAUGAUGUUACUGGAAGUGAAGAUAAAAUGAUUAUGUACAAUUUUUAUUUGUUUCUUGAUAAUUAAACAUACUACUGUCAACUGAGAAUAAAUUGACUCAAUUCAAAUGUCCCAA
Oreochromis aureus is the source of this 2145-nucleotide messenger RNA. RefSeq lists its product as uncharacterized. The coding region runs from base 105 to 1322 and encodes 405 amino acids. NCBI's taxonomy places the organism in Eukaryota, Metazoa, Chordata, Actinopteri, Cichliformes, Cichlidae. Gene Ontology annotation, cellular component: external side of plasma membrane. Gene Ontology annotation, biological process: negative regulation of T cell proliferation; cell surface receptor signaling pathway; positive regulation of T cell proliferation. The record is from RefSeq and is a predicted model, not a curated record. The transcript is spliced from 6 exons.